GCCUCUCCGGCUCACUUUUGGUGAAGCGACCUUCCAGGCGGACCCAACCGCCACCGCAACCGCCAUGCUCGCAGGCCACGAUAAUAGCUCGGAAACAAACUACAAGCACAAUUUCUCUUCAAAAAGGUUUCAGAUGUCAUUCUGGCAGCGCCUGUAGGGUUUCUGGGGUCACACCGAAGUAUCCCGUCGGCGCGCUCGCCCUACGGUGCACCAGCAGCUUUUGAUACACCAACAGGAACUUAUAACAAGAAAACACCGAAGUCAGUUGCCACGGGGGCAGCCACAUGGACGUUUUCCAGUAUACGACACUGGACAAGGGCGCUGGUUCUGCGCUUUUCCGUGCACCUCGUCUAACAUAUAUCGGUGCCGCAGACGUCCAGAGUUAGUCUUCUGGUCAUACAGGGCGGUAGCAAGGCACACACUCGUUGAGGACGUUUGCACGCGCAUCAGCACGCCAACUGCACCAUCAAUCACAACUUGUGUUGCCAGCAGUCGAUCGCACUAGUUGAACGCGCCCGCCCUCACGCCUACGAAGCUUGCACUUGUAGCGAGACGCGCAAGAAUGUCUACAGGCGUCGACUACUUGGGACAUGGCGCGGUGAAGGCGACUGAGGGGCCGCCGGUCAACCCGUCAGGCCGCAAGUACCCUUACGAGCUCGACUCGGAGGGCAAGGCCAAAAGCAUUCCCGUGUGGCGCUUCACCAACCCGCACAUGGGCGCCUUUCAUCUGUCCUGGUUCGCCUUCUUCAUUUCCUUCCUCGCCACCUUCGCGCCGGCCUCGCUGCUGCCCAUCAUCCGCGACGACCUGUUCCUGACCAAGGCGCAGCUGGGCAACGCCGGUGUGGCGGCCGUGUGCGGCGCCAUCGCGGCACGCGUGCUCAUGGGCGUGUUUGUGGACAUCGUGGGCCCCCGCUACGGCACCGCAGCCACCAUGUUGAUGACCGCUCCGGCCGUGUUCUGCAUGGCCCUGGUCACCGACUUCGCCAGCUUCGCCGCCGUGCGCUUCUUCAUCGGCCUCAGCCUCUGCAUGUUCGUGUGCUGUCAGUUCUGGUGCGGCACCAUGUUCAACGUCCAAAUAGUGGGCACUGCCAACGCCAUCGCCGGGGGCUGGGGCAACAUGGGCGGCGGCGCGUGUCACUUCAUCAUGCCGCUCAUCUACCAGGGCAUCAAGGACGGCGGCGUGCCGGGAUACCAGGCCUGGCGCUGGGCCUUCUUCGUGCCGGCUGUCUUCUACAUCGCCACGGCCCUGGCCACCCUGGCCCUGGGCAUUGACCACCCCAGCGGCAAGGACUACCGCGACCUGAAAAAGGAGGGGGCGCUCAAGUCCAAGGGCGCCAUGUGGCCAGUCAUCAAGUGCGGCCUCGGCAACUACAGGUCUUGGAUCCUGGCCCUGACGUACGGCUACUCCUUCGGUGUUGAGUUGACGGUGGACAACAUUAUCGUGGAGUACAUGUUUGACCAGUUCGGGCUGUCGUUGACCGUGGCGGGCGCGCUGGGCGGCAUGUUUGGCAUGAUGAACCUUUUCAGCCGGGCCAGCGGCGGCAUGAUCAGCGACCUCAUCGCCAAGCCCUUCGGAAUGCGCGGUCGCAUCUGCGCUCUCUGGAUCAUCCAGACCCUGGGGGGCAUCUUCUGCGUCAUCCUGGGCCGGGUCCACAACAGCCUGACCUCCACCAUCGUCAUCAUGAUCAUCUUCUCCAUCUUCUGCCAGCAAGCCUGCGGCCUGCACUUCGGCAUCACGCCCUUCGUGUCGCGCCGCGCCUACGGCGUGGUCUCCGGCCUCGUGGGCGCAGGCGGCAACACCGGCGCCGCCAUCACACAAGCCAUCUGGUUCGCCGGCACCGCCCCCUGGCAGCUGACCCUCACCAAGUACCAGGGUCUGGAGUACAUGGGAUACCAGACCAUUGGUCUGACGCUGGCGCUGUUCUUCAUCUGGUUCCCCAUGUGGGGCUCCAUGCUGACCGGACCGCGCGAGGGCGCAACAGAGGAGGACUACUACAUCAAGGAGUGGAGUGCGGAGGAAGUGGCUGACGGCCUGCACCACACCAGCCUGCGCUUUGCAAUGGAGUCCCGCUCGCAGCGCGGCACACGCACCAGCACCCAGACCAAGGUGAUGUCGGUCGGCGACGGCGCCGGCAGCAACAAGGCGGAGGUGGUGGUGGUGGCGGCGGCGCAGCAGGGCGCGGUGCCGAUGGCAUCUGUGGAGGAGGGGAGCAGCGGCCGCAGCAGCAGCUCGGGGGGCCACCAGCAGCAGGAUGCGCGUGCGCGUGUGCAGGUGUCGUAAGUAACUCGUAACUAACUCGGGAGGGUGAUGCUGUGAUGCAGAAGGAGCGUAUUCCGGCAUCCCGGUUGCUAGAGAAGACCUGAUAACCCUCGGACAUGUUCUUUUAUCGGCUUCGCUAAGCCUUCCUGCGCCUACGUGCCGUCCAUGCUGUUUUGCGCGUGUUUAUGUGUGUGUGCGGCAGGCGGCUGUUGACUGUUAUGUUUUGUGGGCGAGGCAGGUUGAACGGUUGAAAGAUUGCUGGGCAUAAUGAGGAAAGGGCCAUGGCCGGUGCAAUGCUUCGUAUACAUAUUUCCUUACAGAUAUACUUCACUGCAUACGUACUGUUGUUCAAAAAGCGCCGCGAGUGGGCGAGCGGGAGAGCGAGCGGGAGAGGGACUGAGCACUUCAGUUGGUGGGGGGCCGUGGCGUGCAGUGCCGCUGCCCGUGACGGGUGCGGCUGUGUGCGUCCGUUAAUCAGGGAUUGAAGCAUAUCCCGCCGUGAGACGAUUAUUACUUUGAGACGCUUUUCCAUCAUCUGCCCAUUCAGUGCAACGCAGCGCACUGGCCGCAUGUAUUCUGUAUUUUCCGCGCUUACCCGUACCUGAUAUUAAUACAAUAGGCGUGCUCGGUCCCACGCUCGUGGAUGGCGUUACAUACUAAUGAGACUGGGCUGGAUGUGCCGGACAGUUUGUGCGCUCUCGCUCUUCUGGGGGGCCCCAUUGCAAUGACCGUCACUUUUGGGUCGUUGGGGCUUCGACUCACCUGGCGCGCGGUACUUCAACGGCUCACCCACGCCUCAGAAGUUGUGCACAGUGUGCAACGGUAGCCUGCGUAUCGGCGUGUGUGCUCCGAUGUCUGUGUGACCAGGCGAUGCUUUGCGUAAAUGCUUGGCGCUUUCCGGGCAGAACUUUGCCUGGCAAUGCUUUCCUGUAAGUUGCCUUGAGC
Messenger RNA from Chlamydomonas reinhardtii, 3205 nucleotides. RefSeq lists its product as uncharacterized. Gene Ontology annotation, biological process: nitrate transmembrane transport; nitrite transport. Bases 563 to 2281 code for a protein of 572 amino acids. Gene Ontology annotation, cellular component: membrane. The transcript is spliced from 10 exons. The record is from RefSeq and is a predicted model, not a curated record. Gene Ontology annotation, molecular function: nitrite transmembrane transporter activity; nitrate transmembrane transporter activity. NCBI's taxonomy places the organism in Eukaryota, Viridiplantae, Chlorophyta, Chlorophyceae, Chlamydomonadales, Chlamydomonadaceae.